This is a messenger RNA of Aspergillus eucalypticola CBS 122712, 844 nucleotides long. RefSeq lists its product as uncharacterized. NCBI's taxonomy places the organism in Eukaryota, Fungi, Ascomycota, Eurotiomycetes, Eurotiales, Aspergillaceae. The transcript has a single exon. The record is from RefSeq and is a predicted model, not a curated record. Bases 71 to 799 code for a protein of 242 amino acids.
AUCGUCCCUUGUAUGUCGUGAUACCUACAUUAUCAUUUUAUCUAUACACACACUAUCAUAUCAUAUCAAUAUGCGAAUACUACUAUUAUCUCUACUUCUAUCGCUAUUCACCACCCUCACCCACUCCCUCCCCCACUACGGCGUCACUCUCCCCCCACCACCCACCGACCCAGCCAAACCACCCACAUCCCCCUACUACCCAUGGAAAUCCCGACUAGCCAGCAGCGCCGACCACGUCGACAAAACCACCCUGUAUAGCAUUGCGCGCGCAGCGCACAACCAAGGGCAGACACACUUCGCCGACUACCUCAAACACUAUCUGGGGAACACGGGGCGGGAUGCGCACGUCUCCGUGGACGAGAUGUUAUCAGCGAUGCCGCAAUUCCGCGCCGAAGUGCACGAGUUGGCGAAAUUCAAAGCCAAGCUUGCCUACGAGGCAGUGAUGAUGACCCGACCGGACGAGGCGCCCGUCGUGCCGUUUACGAGUUUCUGGCACGAGUAUGUGGCCACGCCGGAUCAGAGCUGGGAUUGGUUCUUGUCUGUGGGGAGGUUCGUGUAUAGUGUGACGGGGGUGGUGAGAAUGGAUGAGGAGACCGGGGGAGUGACGGUGCAUUAUGCGGUGCAUGUAUUUACUUAUUGUGAUUGGGAUGGGGGGAGAGAUGUGCGCAUUGGUCAGUUUCGGUUCGAUGAGGGCAGACUGGCUGGAUUGCAGGUGACGGGGUUGGCGAGGGAGUUUAAGAUUCGCGGGUCGAGUCAGAGUAGAUUGAUCGAGGGGUAUACUCCUGUGCAGGGAUUCUAGAAUGUGUCACUGUGUGUGUGUGUGUAUACGCUGGUUGUAUAGACG